CCAGUCCUCUGCUAUCAUGCAUCGUGCUCGAGCGGUCUUGUCGCUGCGACCUGCAGCGGUGAAACGAGCUGCUCUUGUUCAGGCGAGACAAUUGCACCGGCACUCUGAAUGCCAGGCACAAAGGAACGGGCACCAUGGAACAUCUGUGAUCCAGCCUAGCUCGACGUCUCGCGCGAUGUCGACGACUUCUGAGAGGCACGAGCAUAUCACCGAUCUGGGGGAGCUCUACGAAUUCGGGUUACGACAUGUAACUCAUGGCCUCGGAAGGAUCACCACUGGGAUUAUGACCAAGGGCGAUGGGUCCUAUGUGGAGUAUGCAGACGGGAGGAGGCUGCUCGAUUUUACCUGUGGGAUUGGAGUGACCAACCUCGGACACGCGCAUCCACGCAUUAGCGGUGCUGCAGCAGACCAAUGCAUGAAACUGGUCCACUCUCAAUGCAGCAUCUCUCUACACGAGCCCUACCUCCGCCUCAUCGAGCGUCUACUCCCAGUAAUGCCCCACCCAUCCCUGGACUCGUUCUUCUUCUGGAACUCUGGCUCUGAAGCCGUCGAAGCAGCUAUCAAGAUGGCGAGAACCCUCACUGGCCGCCAGAACAUCAUCUGCAUGCAGGGCGCCUAUCACGGCCGGACCAUGGGGGCGAUGGCGGUCACGAAGAGCAAGACUAUUUAUUCGCAAGGCGUGCAUCCUGUGAUGCCGGGUGUGUACUCGAUCCCGUACCCCUACUGGCACCAGGUUGGCGUACCUGUGGAAACACCGACACAUGACCUCGCCACGCUCGCUCUUACGCAGCUCGACCUCGUUUUGGCCCAGCAAUCCGCCCCAUCUGACACUGCUGCGAUCAUCAUCGAGCCUGUCCUGGGAGAGGGUGGCUACGUCCCUGCUCCAGUCGAGUUCCUCCAAGGUCUCCGCGAAGUAUGCGACAAGCACGGCAUCCUCUUGAUUAUUGAUGAAGUCCAAAGUGGUUUUGGGAGGACUGGGACGUACUUUGCAAUCGAGGAGAGUGGUGUGAGGCCGGAUAUCCUCGUUAUGGCCAAGGGAUUGGGUAAUGGGUUCCCAAUUAGCGGGGUUGGAGGAACGUACGCGGGCAACGCUGUAGCUUGCGCUGCUGCAGUUGCGGUACAAGAUGUAAUCCAGGAGGAGUGUGUUCUCGAGAACGUGCAGGCGAGAUCACGAGAGCUCUUCUCUGUCUUAAGAGGGCUCCUUUACGAUCCCAGUAUCCGCCCUCACAUUCUCGACAUCCGCGGUCGCGGUUUGAUGGUCGGCGUGGAGUUCGCGAGUCCAACCGGCAUCGGCGUCGGUGCCCAAUUCGCCGUCGACAACUUCCCUACAACCUCGACAGUCAAUACCCUUACUCUCGGUCCCUCUCCCUACAUCCUACACGACAGCGAGAAGAAAGGCGAGAAUGGCGGUGCAGAAACCCAUCCUCGUGCCAUGGCGAGCCGAGUCGCGAAGAAGUGCAUCGAGAAGGGCAUGUUGAUCCUGACCACGAGCGUGUUCGAAGUGAUCAGGUUUAUCCCGCCCCUCAACAUCUCGAAAGAGGAUUUGGCGAAGGGAUGUCAGAUUUUUGCGGAAGCGGUUAAGGAGGUCGUGGAGGAAGGCUAG
This is a messenger RNA of Coprinopsis cinerea okayama7#130, 1603 nucleotides long. RefSeq names its product aminotransferase. Bases 17 to 1603 code for a protein of 528 amino acids. The record is from RefSeq and is a predicted model, not a curated record. Gene Ontology annotation, molecular function: transaminase activity; pyridoxal phosphate binding; identical protein binding. The transcript has 7 exons. NCBI's taxonomy places the organism in Eukaryota, Fungi, Basidiomycota, Agaricomycetes, Agaricales, Psathyrellaceae.